Messenger RNA from Ylistrum balloti, 2052 nucleotides. RefSeq names its product SAGA-associated factor 29-like. The transcript has 10 exons. Lineage: Eukaryota; Metazoa; Mollusca; Bivalvia; Pectinida; Pectinidae. The record is from RefSeq and is a predicted model, not a curated record. The coding region runs from base 152 to 1102 and encodes 316 amino acids. Gene Ontology annotation, cellular component: SAGA complex.
UUUCCGGUGAAUGCUUUGUUUAUUAUCAGAAGUGAGCUUUUGACCAGGUGCAAUGAGAAGGAACAUCAGCUAGAUGGAAAAUCAUUGUUGUGAUCAGUCUAAUUGAAACAAUCACUUUCAUGUGACGGAAAAAGAAUCUGAUCAGUAAAACAUGGGCCGCACAAAGUCUGGAGGUGGUGGAAGUAGCGUAGGAGCUAGCAGUAGCCAUAGUCCGUCAUCGGACACUAACUCCACAUGCAGUACUGCGGCCGCCGAGGUUCGCAUUAAGGACCUGUUGAAAGAGCUUUAUCAUCUUAUACACCAAGUGCAGGAUGAACGAGCCAGGGGAGAGCACAAUCUCACUAACAUCUCUAAAACACAUGAACGGAUGCAACAGGAACAAAAAGUGACUCCAUAUUAUAAAAACAAACUCAAAGGUCUGUACAAAACAGCCAUGCAGGAUGCUGAACUAGAAGCAGAGUUAUUGAGAAAAGCUCUUGAUAAGAUUGCUGAGGUAAAAAGCAUAAGGGAAAACCGACGACUUGGUAAAAUAAAAGACUCUGACCGCCCAAAACCAAUCAUGAGGCGAGGAGUUUUGAUGACAAUGUUACAACAAAAUGCACAAACUUUGCCCCUAUGGGUCAGCAAACCUGGAGAGAAGCCUCCUCCUCUGUGUGGAGCUAUCACAGCAGAUAAUAACUAUGUGGCCAAACCAGGAGACAAGGUAGCUGCAAGAGUGCGGUCAGAAGAUGAAGAGAACUGGAUCUUAGCUGAGGUCGUGACCUUCAACUCCUCUACCAACAAAUAUGAUGUGGAUGACAUUGAUGCAGAUGAAGGAAAAGAACGACAUACUCUCAGUAAAAGAAGAAUUGUUCCAUUACCAAUAUGGAAGGCUAACCCAGAAACUGAUCCAGAGGCAUUAUUUACUAAAAAUAUGUUGGUGCUAGCACUGUAUCCUCAGACAACCUGUUUUUACAGAGCCCUCAUACAUGAACCCCCUAAAAAGCCACAAGAUGACUAUUCUGUGUUAUUUGAAGACACCUCCUAUCAAGAUGGCUACUCUCCACCCCUCAUGGUCGCCCAGCGAUAUGUUAUUGCAUGUAAGGAAGACAAGAAGAAAUGAAUAAAACUCAGGUGUUCAAAUUGAUUUCAUACAACAUAUGAUACAACUGGAUAUAAAAGAAUCAAUUUCUUAAUCUCAAACUGAACUCUUUUCAACUUAAUUUAUUGAACAAAAGUUUUUCAAUAUUUCAUUAAUGCAAGAUGGAGUCUUUGAAAUGAAAGCAUACAUUUUAAAAUCAGAUUGAAGUAAAUGAAACUAAACGACCAUAUGCAUAUUGAAAUUGGCAUACUUUUAAUGAAUUUCGAAAUAUUGGAAUGGUUGCGAGACUUUCCAAAAUUAAUAACAAGUAUGUCGUAUGUUGAAAGACCCGGUUUUCUUCAAAUAAGUGUUGUCGAGAGAAAAUUUGUUUCCUCUGGAUUUCCUUGCUUCACUUUCAUUUGUUAAUAAUUCAGAUUGAUGUUCUGUUGCUUUUUAUAUGAAGGACAAUUUCCUGUCAGUUGUUAUACAAGUUCAAGGUAUUGGUGGGUAAAGUCUGUCUGUAUUUGUAGCUAGCUACAUUACUUGUGUCAGGGUAGGCUUACCUUUUAACAUGGUUCGUCAUGAUUUUAGUGUGUGAAAUGGUCACAGUUAUAUUUCCAUGUCCUGUUCAUCUAUGCUUAUAAUGACCCACUUGAGGAGUGUAAUUAUAGUGCUCUUGUAUUUCAAUACCUAUAUUAUCCUAUUAUUGUUAACUAAAACCACAAUAACGAUAAUGAUGAUUGUUGAUAAACAGCUACUGUAAACACACUGUUUUCCUGGAAAUUUAGUUUUGUGAUUAAAAUCAGUUUGCAAGAAAGUUUUGUAUAAAAAUUAAGACAAGAUGUUGAAAAAUUAUCACACUAUAGCAUAGUCUAUUCAGUAUCCAAAUAUUAUUACAGUAUAGAAUAGUCUAUUCUGUAUCCAAAUAUUAUUACAGUAUGGAAUAGUCUAUUCUGUAUCCCAUAUUAUUACAGUAUGGAAUAGUCUAUUCU